AAAAGUCAGCGCAAUCGUUUAGUAAGAAGCUAUAUCUAAAAGAGCCGACAUUACGCCUUUCAGUAUCAAACGGCCGUGUGGUGGGUACAGGAAUGGUGGUAGAAACGAAACGUCGUAUUCUAAACUAUCACCGGAACAACGUUGAAGCGCGCCAAGAAUUGAAUAUCCAACCACGUUGGAACUAUGAUAUAAGCCGACAGCUUAAGGAUCUUGAAACGCGUCAAAGAUGGACUAAAGCACGUGCCAUGGGCCGAGCUCAGCACGACAGCGUCGGCCGUAAAACAACUAAACCACGUGAGAAACAAACGCCAGCAGAAGAUUGUUCAAAAAGGCACAGCAAAAAGGAGGGUCGGAAAUGCGUUGAAUGUCAGAAGACGAAAGUGUUAUGUAGUCGGAAUGCUGGCUGCACUAGUAGGCCCCAUAAGGACGGAAUUCAGGGGAAGGGCCUUCAAAGCACAUUAGGAGAAAGCAUUAAACCAUUAGGAAAUGGCGGUCGUUGUUGUUCCAAAGAGGUAUUCGACACACGACGUUGGGAUGAAGCUCAUAAACUGAAGGAGUGUCAUUGUAAGCAAAUGAAAAAUCUCUACAGUCAGUCAAGUUUCAUAGCAAAAGUGAUUAAAAAGGACCCAAAAAGAAACGACACGCGCCCACAUGGCAUGUCGUACCAUGAAAAGGGGGUCGUUUCAGACAUCCUGAGGACCUCUCGCAUGGAUGAUAGUGAUACGAAAAAUGACUGCAUUGUCUUAUAUGAAGACCUUCAGCAGAUACCACAAAUGUCAUCCGGGAGAGUUCGCAUUGAAGUUAUCUACUCAAAAGAGCAAAUAAAACGAUCCCAAAAUACAGCUCAGGUAGGCGAGGGCUGUAGUGGGAGAGUUCUCUAUAUGGACGAUGUAAGCUACGUGAGUCCCAGUCUUCACGAAGAUGCACAGAGAUGUCAAUCUUCAACAGUUACUGGACUACACGGAAUUGCAGAUAAGGAUGAUCUGCGUGAAUUUUUUAGAAGACCCAUGAAACCCGUUCUAGAUAAAGCAAUUCAUGAAAGCAGAAGAAAUUGUAGGUCUACACAUAGUCUUUGUCAAUCUAAGAAGCUUGCAAAUUUCAUCCCACAUAUAACGGCGAGCCGAGUUUCAGAGAGUGCGUCUUUAAUUAUACUUAAUCCAGAGGCGCUUAAAAAUAUAUCAUUCACACGUUUUUGGCCUCCUAGUACCAGAAACUGAACGCAAAAGGCAGCGAUCUUUCUUCCUAGCGUCUUGUAAAGAGCACAGUCUAUGUAUUAGAAUAUAGUAAUGUUGGGACAAAGUAAACAUGUAAGCCAAACCAACUUACAGUACCGGUAACUAAUGCCCCAAUAGCAAUUAUCUGAUUGAGAUUCUACUAAUAUUAAUAAUAAACAUACACCUGACAAUA
Varroa destructor (honeybee mite) is the source of this 1407-nucleotide messenger RNA. RefSeq lists its product as uncharacterized. The record is from RefSeq and is a predicted model, not a curated record. Lineage: Eukaryota; Metazoa; Arthropoda; Arachnida; Mesostigmata; Varroidae.